Molecule: messenger RNA, 201 nt
Organism: Phanerochaete carnosa HHB-10118-sp
Lineage: Eukaryota; Fungi; Basidiomycota; Agaricomycetes; Polyporales; Phanerochaetaceae
Exons: 2
Coding region: 1-201 (66 amino acids)
Source: RefSeq, a predicted model, not a curated record
AUGUCGAAAGCAGAUUCUGGCUCGGUUGUCCCCGCGACCCAGCAGACUGGUAAGGACGCCAAGAAAAAUCAGGUCCUCGAAGCCUCGCGCUCGCCAGGCACCCUCCUUCCGCGCUCGAUCCUAAUCGCGGCAGGCCGGUACGGACCUGUACGGCAAGAAGACCCGGGCACCGCCGUCGCUGUCGAGGCCGGCACGCGUUGA